This is a messenger RNA of Coccinella septempunctata (seven-spotted ladybird), 3534 nucleotides long. RefSeq names its product glutamate receptor-interacting protein 1 (gene Grip). Gene Ontology annotation, molecular function: protein binding. NCBI's taxonomy places the organism in Eukaryota, Metazoa, Arthropoda, Insecta, Coleoptera, Coccinellidae. The coding region runs from base 611 to 3532 and encodes 973 amino acids. Gene Ontology annotation, biological process: neurotransmitter receptor transport, endosome to postsynaptic membrane. The transcript is spliced from 16 exons. The record is from RefSeq and is a predicted model, not a curated record.
AAAAGUCCAACCGAAAGGGAAGGCAUUUCUUAUCUAAACUAAACGUGUCAUCUGAGGCACGGUGAUGCUCAUCAAAGAUCAACACGGGUUGGGGGAUUCUCUGUUCAAUGUAUAUUAGUUAGUUGCAGCUUCAGGGCUUCAUCAAGUCCGGAGUUGGAUAGUUUUGUGGUGCACGUUGAAGUGAGGAAGAUUGGUGUUUUCUUGUUUAUACGUGUACUGACGUGUUGUAAACAGACGAAGUGUUGAGGUUGUUUUGUGCUCAAGCUUGUCGUCGAUUCGAGGUAGUCAAAUUUUUAUUCAAACAAACUGAAAGAGUACAAACAGUCAUUUUCCACAUCUUUCGGGAGCUUCAUAAUGGGAACAUUUUAUGUUCGAACCAUUCCAAACGAUGAGCUGUUAACCCUUCUAGAGAACGUCAUCAAGGAAAAGUUGAUGAUCCCUUAAACAUCUGUUAAGACUAGAAAAAAUAAGGAACAAUAAAACAGUCUAUUCACUUGGAUGUGGAUCUAUACAACGUAACAAUGAAGUCGAAUGGAGUGUAGACGAAAAUAGGGCUGUUUAGCUUUUAACUGCUGGGAUUUCGUUAUUUACUGCCUUUUGAGGAUUCAGAAUGAAGCUCUGGAAGGUGCUUGCUAGAAAUAGUCACGUCUAUACCAAUCAACCAGGUGCGAGAAAUCAUUCUGCGAUGGAGUUGUAUGACUACAAAUCAGUUUGCUCUACCACUAUUUCUGAAGACUCAGGGAAACAUUCCGAAGGAUUCUAUUCUGACCUUCAAAGACUGCAGUUGACUACUACAGUUCAACUGAGAAAAAAUCCUGGUGAAUCUUUGGGAAUCAUAAUAGGAAAUUCUGACUUGGGUUCCACUCCGAGUAUUGCAUCUUUAAGACCAGGCUCAGUAGCUGUAGCAAGUGACCAGUUAGUACCUGGUGACAGGAUCCACAGUAUCAAUGGCAUAAUCACUUCCAAAAUGAGGCCUAGCGACGUAAGCAGCCUCUUGGAAAACGUCGAUGGAAACGCGAUGCUGGAAAUAGGAUAUUCCUUGCCUUGUUACGGUUCUCAACAAUCGAUGAGUGUAAUCACAAAAACCACUGAGGUAACUUUGGAAAGAACUGACGGUUCAAUUGGAAUAACUCUCAGAGGUGGCACAGUGUUGGACCACCCCAAUUUGAGUAGACCUUUGAUUGUCACACAUGUGAGGCCAAAUGGACCUGCAGCAAGAACUGGCCUCAUACGUGUCGGAGACAGGGUGCUGAAAGUGGACAACCAAUCCCUCUACAACAAGACCCUGGUGGAAGCCCAACAGCUCCUGAGAGAAAGCUGCGUCACCAAGAACCAAAACGGCGUCACCAUCACCACGCUCACCAUAGAAUACGAGGUCAGCAACAUGGAAACUGUGAAGUACGCCACUGGUCCCCUUCUGGUGGAGAUGGACAGGACGCAGGAGGAGGACUUCGGGGUGAUUUUGAACAAUUACGGAAGUGAUUUCGGUUUGGACGAAGUGACGGCUUCCGGGUUUUUCGUUGGACAUAUAAUACAGGGUAGUACGGCAGAUCGGUGCGGCGCCUUGAACAUUGGUGACCAGAUUUUGGCUAUAAACGAUUUGGCGAUGAAGGACUUUGAUGGCACGCUCGUGGAAGCGGAGAAAUUGCUGAGGAAAGCGAGGAGGUUGCAGAUUUUGCCCUUUCAUGCGUUGCACAGGGUGUCCAGGAAUUAUGGUUUUGGUCAAUACCCGAGUCCAAGUCUCAGUGGAUACAGCACAAUAAAUUCAAGAUGUUCCAGAAGAAGGAACAUACCAAAUCGUCGGAGUAUGCUACACAAAUCUUUCGAUGGGGAUUUAGGAUCAAAUAGUUUCGGCUAUUCCGGCAACAUGGGUGUUUGUCAUACGGAAACACUCAACAUCACCCUGUUCAGCGAUAGGGGAACUGGAUUUGGCAUAGGCGUUUCAGUGGGAGAACAUACAGACAAUAAGCCAGCAGAUAUUUUAAUCUCCAGGAUCGUCCCUGACUCCCCUGCAUACAGGUGUGGAUGCUUGCAGGUAGGAGACAGAAUAACAACGGUCAACCAUCAGUAUAACCUCACCCUUCAAGAAAUAACAGCAAUAUUAGAUCGAGGAACCGAAAUGAAUAACGUAUGUCAGGUAGCUCUGCAGGUAGAGUUCGAUGUGGCAGACACAAUAGUGCCUUCCAGUGGGAUAUUCACUGUAAAACUGGCGAAGAGGGGACCAGGGUUAGGAAUCACGAUAACCGCAUCCAAAGUGGCACCAGACGAUCCUUUCAUAAUCUCAGAGAUAUGCAGGGGCUCUAUAGCCCACAGAACGGGUACCCUUCACGCUGGCGAUCGGCUGUUGGCGAUAGACAACCAAACCUUGACCCAUCACACGGUCGAAUCGGCCUUCGACAUCAUAAAGCAUUCGAGCAGCGAUAUUGUCACGUUAAAGAUCGAAAAAACUGAGACUGAGGGUGAUAACCUCUUCCUGGAUAGCGUUGUGUACACCGUGGAGCUUCACAGGUAUGGAGGGCCACUGGGUAUAACAAUUUCUGGGAGCGAGAACACCAAUGAGCCGAUUAUAUUGUCCAGGAUCACAGAAGGUGGUCUCGCUGAAAAAACUGGAGCUCUUCACGUCGGAGAUAGGAUUUUGGCUAUAAAUAAGGAAAGUCUGGAACACAGACGACUAUCUGAUGCUAUAAGACUCCUCCAAACCUCCGGGGAUAGAGUCCAGUUGAAGAUUGCUCGCAACUUAAAGCCAAAAGAAUUCCGAACAGAUUUCAAGAUUGACUACUCCCCCGACUCCAGAGAAACGUCCAGCCUCAUGGAAUCGCAUCUGGAUGAUAGAUGCGAGUACUCAAGCCCAGAUGGAGUGAUGAGUGUAGAUAGUGCAGUACAUUCCUGGGAUAGCAAUAAUCCAGACAAUGCCGACAAUACUACCGAUAUCAAAGACGGAGAAAGUCUCAUGAGCGAACCGAUAUCGAUACCAUUCCCAGAGAAAGACUCCGCAUCCCUUGAUCAGAAGCACGAUUCGCAGAUACAGUUUUAUUCCGAUGCUGAUGAGGUUUUCUGCCCAAGUCCCUUACCUUUGCCUAACUAUAGCUACUCGCACUCGUACAAGUAUGACACGACUCACUCUUACCAGCAGUCAAACAACUUUAUGAAGAUGUACGGAGACGAUUGCCUUGCUGGUCACGAGAUAUUUCACGUCACAUUGUACAAAGAUUCAAUUUAUGAUGAUUAUGGCUUCAGUGUAAGCGAUGGCCUUUAUGAGAAAGGCGUUUAUGUCAAUAAAAUCAGAAAAGAUGGUCCUGCAGACAUAGUUGGACUACUUAAACCUUACGAUAGGAUAAUCCAGGUGAACGACACAAAAACUCAGGAUUUCGAUUGUUGCUUGACUGUCCCUCUUAUAGCAUCGGCUGGAGAUAGAAUUGAAUUGGUAAUCGCAAGAAAUCCAUACACCAAUUGUUGUGAAAGGGGAGAGCAAGAUGGUUUCAAUAAAAAAGUGUUUCCCAGCAAUCAACAUACCAUAACGAAGACACUAUAAUU